Dipodomys ordii (Ord's kangaroo rat) is the source of this 2226-nucleotide messenger RNA. It is a transcript of the gene Fam219a, whose product is annotated as family with sequence similarity 219, member A. Bases 310 to 867 code for a protein of 185 amino acids. The record is from RefSeq and is a predicted model, not a curated record. The transcript has 6 exons. Lineage: Eukaryota; Metazoa; Chordata; Mammalia; Rodentia; Heteromyidae.
ACCGCAGUGGCUGAGCUGCUGACAGGAGGCGGCGGCGGCGGAGGAGGAGGAGGAGGCGAGGCAAGACCUUCGGGCUUCGCCCGGACACUGCCACUGUAUCGCUGAGGCAAAACCCACGGAGCCAAACCGGCCUCAGCCCGCCCGCGUACCUCUCGCCUUCUGUCCACCCUUCCAUCCACCUGUCCGCCCGACUGGUCCAGGGCGGCCUAGUCUGCACCACCUGCCGGGCUCCUGGGGCCGCCGCCCCGCGCGGUCCAGUCGGCGUCCCCCGGCCGCGCCCGGCUCCUGGCCCGCUCGCCCGCCGGCACCAUGAUGGAGGAGAUCGACCGGUUCCAGGUGCCCACCGCGCACUCGGAGAUGCAGCCGCUGGAUCCAGCCGCCGCCUCCAUCUCAGACGGAGACUGUGACGCCCGGGAGGGUGAGUCAGUAGCCAUGAAUUACAAACCAUCCCCGCUCCAAGUGAAGCUGGAGAAGCAGCGGGACCUGGCCCGGAAGGGCUCCCUGAAGAAUGGCAGCAUGGGCAGCCCUGUCAACCAGCAACCCAAGAAGAACAACGUCAUGGCCCGGACGAGGCUGGUCGUCCCCAAUAAAGGCUACUCUUCACUUGACCAGAGUCCAGAUGAGAAGCCACUGGUAGCUCUUGAUACAGACAGUGAUGAUGACUUUGAUAUGUCCAGAUACUCUUCUUCUGGCUACUCCUCUGCUGAGCAGAUCAACCAAGAUUUGAACAUCCAACUGCUGAAGGAUGGCUACCGGUUAGAUGAGAUCCCUGAUGACGAGGACCUAGACCUCAUCCCCCCCAAGUCCGUGAACCCCACCUGCAUGUGCUGCCAGGCCACCUCCUCUACUGCCUGCCACAUUCAGUAGCAGGUGGGGUCGCCACGGCUGCAUGGAGCAGGGCCAGCUCGGGCCAGGUUGGAUGAGGUGCCUUCCUCACCUCAUCCACCUGCCCCCAGCCUGCACCCCAUGCAGCCACCAACCUUGUAACAGUCAUUGCUUCCUCCUAUGGUAGGACGUGUACCUCUGUGUGUUCAUGGAGCAGGAGAAACCAAAAUGGAGUCUCUUUCCACCCUGGAGGCCGAGGAGGGGUGGGGGGGUUGUUUGUUCAGUUAUUUGUGGGACCUCACCCAGCACCCAGCCCACCUCUGCAAAGUUGAAGUCCAGGCCAAGGACUAGACACAGGGAGGCCAACAGUAACAAUGGAGGUGAGGGGGAUCACAGGGCCAGAGGGUUGACCCCACCCCCAUUGAAGCCAUGAAUCCCCCCCAACCACAGCCUAAUCAGGAAAGGGAUUUGAGUGGAGAAAGGCCCAAGUCAAUGGGGGCAGGUCCUAGCCCCUCCACACACCUCACAGCCCCUCCACACCUGCCCCCCUUACAAGCCCAUGUCCCCAGUGUUUUCUCCCUCCUCUGCAGCCUGGCAAAGCUGCCUAAGGGAAUAUUGUUCCCCACCCAUCAGAUUGCAGCCUUCUUCCUCUUUGCCACAUUCAUCCUCUUCCUUGCUGUCUGGGUAUGGAGAUGGGUAAGGCGGGCCUGAGAGAAAGGCCAGAAUUGGAGAUGUUAUAGCCUGUUCUUACUGGCCUAUAACCAAUGCAUCUAUCUCUCUGUCUGGAUGUUUCUGUUCACUGGUUCAAGCUAGAAGCAGAGUGUUAAGUCUGGCCUUCAAGACCCCGUUUCCAGCUCACCCCAGUCUGGGAGGCUAGUUCCUGGAAAGACUCUUCAAGGAGCAAGCUUAGAAAAACAUAGUGGAUGGAGUGACUGCAUGAAGUGCUGGGCAAUGUGUGUGUGUGUGUGUGUGUGUGUGUGUGUGUGUGUGUGUGUGUGUGUGAAGAGAGGAGGGAAAGAGGCCCAGAGGCUGUCAGGAUGUAUGUUCAAGUGUCUACAUCUCUGUGUUGGACCUGUAAGAGACAGGUGUCUUUUCCUGAUGCAUAUAUGGUAUCCAUAGUGAGAAAGUAGCUCUGGUCUGUUUUCAGUGUGAGAAGCUGCUCAGCAGUGCAAAGGUCUGGGCUCUAGCUCUGGUACUCUCCUGUGAUCUUCAGCAAGCCAUGAACUUUCUCUGGGCUUUACCUCUCAAUUGUAAAAUAAACAAUAGCUGAAAUUAUUCUCUUAAGGUCCUUGAAGACCUGAAAGGAAUUUCUUUACAAGAUUUUCUAUAGAGAGGUCUGUUUCUAUGUGGGAAGGGGGAGUUUCCACAAGUACCUAAGGAUCUGUUUGGAAAAGAUGCAGG